Molecule: messenger RNA, 1425 nt
Organism: Trichophyton benhamiae CBS 112371
Lineage: Eukaryota; Fungi; Ascomycota; Eurotiomycetes; Onygenales; Arthrodermataceae
Product: bZIP transcription factor HapX
Exons: 1
Coding region: 1-1425 (474 amino acids)
Cellular component (GO): RNA polymerase II transcription regulator complex; nucleus
Molecular function (GO): DNA-binding transcription activator activity, RNA polymerase II-specific; transcription cis-regulatory region binding
Source: RefSeq, a predicted model, not a curated record
AUGUCAACUUCUGCUGGAACGCCUACAUCGGCCCAUGCGCCACUCUCAAUUGCUCCUGCAAGCACUCCACAUCAACGAUCACUUUCGGUGAAACCUCUAGCUGCUGCCCCGUCACCAGCACCGGUCACUCAAUGCUCGAUUACCUCCAAGGAAUGGAUCGUUCCUCCGCGCCCCAAACCAGGCCGUAAGCCUGCCACAGAUACACCUCCUACCAAACGCAAAGCUCAAAACCGGGCAGCACAGAGGGCCUUUCGAGAACGAAGAGCUGCGAGAGUGGGAGAACUAGAAGAGCAGAUCAAGAAAAUCGAGGAAGAGAAUGAGCGUGAGGAAGCUGCUCUGAAGAAGACCAUCCAACAACAGCAACAGCAGAUAGAGGAAUACAAGAGCCAGUUACUGUGGUGGAAGAAUCGGUGCAAAGCUGUGGAGGAUGAGCUCAUGACCGAAAAAGUCGCCAAGGAAGACGCUAUUAAACAGCUUGAGAGAAUCAACAAUUCCGGAAGAACAACGAACAAUGGCAACUCUGUCAUCGGUGGGUGCGAAAGGUGUUCCUCCACGCGAUGUCAGUGUAUUGAUGAUGCAUUCAACAUCGCCAACAUCACGCAGAUGCAGACGGAUGAUCCCCAUUCCAAACGGGGCAGGUCGCCAUCACAAGGAGCCACUCAAAAGCGUCACCGAUCUAAUCCCGAGAUCAAAACAGAGCCUGAAGACCUAGAAACCGACUUCACCCAUUCGUUCUCCCUCAGAAGACAUUCACGAACAGGGAACGAUGCUACCACACCUAUACUGUUAGAUCCAUGUGGCUUCUGCCAGGAUGGCUCGCCAUGCAUCUGUGCAGAAAUGGCAGAGGAUCAACCAAGUGACAGAAGCAAUCAACCUUCACAAUUGACCAAGCUCCCACCUAUUCAGAAUAUAUCACAAUUUACCCCACCUCCUUCCGAAGGGGACGUUCUCUCAAAGUCAGCUACGUUGGUGUCGAGCAAUAAAAGCAAUCCCUGCGCCAAUGGACCCGGAACUUGCGCUCAAUGUCUUGCAGAUCCCCGCAGCUCGGUUUUCUGUAAGAGCCUUGCUGCCUCUCGUGCAUCUACUCGUCAGGAAGGCGGGUGCUGUGGAGGUGGCGGUGGAAAGGAUGGAUGCUGCAAAAACCGAUCAUCUGGUUCAGACUCGUCCAAGCAGGCUACAUCUCCAAUUACGCUCAGCUGUGCUGAUACAUUUACUACCCUAUCUCUGCAUCCAAAGUUCGCUUCUGCAUCAAAUGAAUUGAGCAAUUGGAUACCCCAGCUGCAUACCCUUCCUAAUCCACAAAACCUCAAUCCUGACCGGCGACGGGACCAAAACCUUACCAACCGGCCUGCCUUGGAGGUCGAAGCCGCAAGUGUUAUGGGCGUCUUGCGAUAUUUUGAUCGAAGAUUUGCUGAUUCUAAGUAA